Girardinichthys multiradiatus is the source of this 5873-nucleotide messenger RNA. It is a transcript of the gene man2a2, whose product is annotated as mannosidase, alpha, class 2A, member 2. The record is from RefSeq and is a predicted model, not a curated record. Gene Ontology annotation, cellular component: Golgi membrane. Gene Ontology annotation, biological process: N-glycan processing; mannose metabolic process; protein deglycosylation. The transcript is spliced from 23 exons. Gene Ontology annotation, molecular function: carbohydrate binding; alpha-mannosidase activity. The coding region runs from base 913 to 4371 and encodes 1152 amino acids. NCBI's taxonomy places the organism in Eukaryota, Metazoa, Chordata, Actinopteri, Cyprinodontiformes, Goodeidae.
UCUCAUACCUUCCCAGAAGCCUCAGCGGUGCUAACUGCUAAACUCAAAAUGUUACUUCACUAAUCCGUGAACCUGCAGCGGAAAGCAGAAGCACAGUAGCUGGUGGGCUCCUGCAUCCUCACGGAGAGCUGUUAACGGCUGAAGAGGACCCUCAAAUGGGAUGUUGUCUCUGCACCUGCUAUACAAGGACACACACUGCUUGCGCUGCUAAAGUCAAUAUUUAAUCACAAUGCCACCGAGAGAAGGAUAGCAGUUGGCUUAUUUUAAUCCUUGGAGCUGGUUUGGGGCUGACGCUUGAUUUAUAAAAAAAAAAAAAAAAAAAAGCUGCUGUGACUCCUAGCCAAGUUUGUUUUCUUCUUUUUGAUUUGCACUACGACGGUUCUAUGUGCAAACAGUUAUGGCAUACAAAGUCAUCUGAGCAAAAGGUUGCUGACUGGCUGUGCAGGAAGAUUAAAGUUUGCUGUGGGGACUGGACCAAGAGAGCAGAUCUACAGCAACAACAGUUAUGCUACAGGGACACUAGUCUCACUAUUUGUGCCCCUACUGUGUACUUUUUUUUCCUUCAACUUCAUUGGUUUGAAUGGUUGAGCACAAGGGCCAUUUUGAAGGAGACCACCGGUGGCUGUGGUUUUGGGCAGAGCUGACAGACCUUUUGCCAGCAUUGCUGCUUUAGAAGCUUCUCCACAGCCUCUACUGCAGUAGCCUCCUGUCAUUGUGAUCUCCGGUAUGGUGAGUGGAGGCUGCAGGCAUCACAGCUUCUAUACUGGCAUAUUUGCUUAGUUUCCAUUAUUACUUUUCCAACCGAAUUCCAGUUUUCUUGGACCUUUUGCCCUUGCUGUUGAAAACAACUCCAUAUCAAGUCAAGGUCAUUUUGUUUUAACUCCUGAGAGAAAAGGACUGCUUCAGAGGAGGAUGAAGCUGAGGAAACAAGUGACAGUCUGCGGAGUGGCCAUAUUCUGUGUGGCUGUGUUUUCACUUUAUCUGAUGUUGGAUCGAGUCCAGCAUGACCCUGCAAGGCGACAGAAUGGAGGAAACUUUCCACGGAACCAAAUCUCAGUCCUCCAGAAUCGGAUAGAGCAGCUUGAACAGCUCCUGGAGGAGAACCACCAAAUAAUCAGCCACAUAAAGGACUCUGUGAUGGAGCUCACAGACACAGGAGCUGUGUCUCCCAGUGGCCACCUGCCGUUCAGAAGUGCCAAUGGUUCCUGGGUCCUACCAUUCGACGGUCGACCAACUUUCCUUGCUGUAAAACCUCAGGAUUGCCAGUUUGCUGUCGGCACCCGUACUCAGACAGAUGUACAGAUGCUGGAUGUGUACUCCCUUCUCAAGUUUGACAACCCUGACGGAGGUGUGUGGAAGCAGGGUUUUGACAUUACUUAUGAACCCGAUGAGUGGGAGACUGAACCUCUGCAAGUAUUUGUGGUUCCUCAUUCUCACAAUGAUCCAGGUUGGGUCAAGACUUUUGACAAGUACUUCACAGACCAAACGCAACAUAUUUUAAACAACAUGGUUGUGAAGCUGGCAGAGGAUCCUCGCAGGAAGUUCAUCUGGUCAGAGAUUUCAUUCUUCUCCAAGUGGUGGGAGACUGCAGAUGUCUACAAACAGGAGGCCAUGCGCAAGCUGAUUCUCGGAGGACAGCUAGAGAUUGUCACAGGAGGCUGGGUGAUGACGGAUGAAGCCAACGCUCACUACUUUGCUAUGAUAGAUCAGCUCAUUGAGGGGCAUCAGUGGUUGGAGAGAAAUCUGGGUAUAAUUCCUCAAAGCGGGUGGGCAGUGGACCCCUUCGGUCACAGUGCCACCAUGGCCUAUCUGCUGAAGAAGGCCAAUCUGACCAGCAUGCUGAUCCAAAGGGUACACUACUCCAUUAAGAAACACUUUGCAUCUACCAGAAGUCUGGAGUUUAUGUGGAGGCAAGCAUGGGACACGGGAUCCAGCACAGACAUGUUUUGCCACAUGAUGCCCUUCUAUAGCUACGAUGUGCCUCACACCUGCGGCCCUGAUCCGAAGAUCUGUUGCCAGUUUGACUUCAAGAGAUUACCAGGAGGUCGGAUCAACUGUCCCUGGAAAGUGCCGCCCAAAUCCGUGGUGGAGGCCAAUGUAGCAGAAAGAGCACAGUUGCUUCUGGAUCAGUACCGUAAAAAGUCUAAACUCUACCGCAGCAAGGUUCUUCUGGUUCCACUAGGAGAUGACUUCCGCUAUGAUAAGGCCCUGGAGUGGGAUCAGCAGUAUACCAAUUACCAGAAGCUUUUUGAUUACAUGAACUCUCAACCUGAGCUGCACGUUCAGGCUCAGUUUGGGACUCUAACAGACUACUUCAAUGCUUUGUACAAAGCCUACGGAGUGCCCCAGGGAUCCAGACCUGGUGACUUUCCUGUCCUUAGUGGGGAUUUCUUUGCCUAUGCAGACCGUGAGGACCACUACUGGACGGGUUAUUACACCUCUAGACCCUUUUACAAAAGCUUGGACCGUGUGAUUGAGUCGCAUCUCAGAGGAGCAGAGAUUCUUUACAGCCUGGCCGUUGCAAACGCUCGGCAUGCUGGUAUGGAGGGACGCUACCCAGUGACUGAUUAUGCUCUGCUGGUAGAUGCGAGACGGUCGGUCGGCCUCUUCCAGCAUCAUGAUGCUAUCACCGGCACUGCGAAGGAGAAUGUUGUCAUCGACUACGGUACCAAAUUACUGCGUGCAUUAAUCGGCCUGAAGAGAGUCAUUAUCAAUGCUGCUCAUUUCCUGGUGAUGAAGAACAAAGAGUUUUAUCGUUUUUACCAGACCGAGCCCUUCCUGGAGACGGAUGAUAGACGUGCGACUCAGGAUUCUCUGCCUCAGCGCACUUUAAUCGAGCUGGACCCAGCAGGACCAAGAUACCUGGUUCUGUUCAACCCCAUCGAGCAGGAGCGUCUCUGCGCCGUCACCGUGUUGGUGAACACGGUCAGGGUGCGGGUGCUUACUGAGGAUGGACAGACUCUGCCUGUGCAGCUGAGCGCUCAGUGGAGCUCUGAUACUCAAAUGAGUGCCGAAGUAUUUGAGGCAACAUUCAUGGUCCGUCUACCACCCCUCGGUCUGGCUGUUUUCCACCUUUACGACUCUGCUGACUCACACAUGACGAUUCGCUCCGACACUCUGCUCAGGCUGUCAGGGCGUGGCGUGGCUGCUCGGGCUUUGGACCCUCUUCCUGUACGCUCUCAGCCAGCUGAUUCUCAGACCUUUUACAUUAGCAGUCAGACACUGACUUUGGGUUUCUCAGGAACCACUGGCCUGCUGGAGAGUAUUAGGCGUAAGGAUGAUCCUCAGGAGGUUAAGGUUCAAAUGCAGUUCAUGAUCUACGGCACACGACCUUCAAAAGACAAAAGUGGAGCUUACCUCUUCCUGCCGGAUGGAAAACCAAAGCCAUAUAACCUGAAAGAACUACCUGCAGUGCGUGUUGUUGAAGGGCCUCUUUUCUCGGAGGUGGUGGCACAAUACCAGCACUUUGAGCAGACUGUCCGAAUACACAACGUGCCAGGGGUGGAUGGUUUAUCUGUAGACAUCACUAUAAUGGUGGAUAUCCGAGAUCAGACCAAUAAGGAGCUGGCCAUGCGACUGGUCACCAACAUCCAGAAUGGAGACGUCUUCUACACAGACCUCAACAGCUUUCAGAUACAGCCCCGUCGAUUCUACCAAAAGCUUCCCUUGCAAGGCAACUUUUAUCCGAUGUCCAGCCAGACGUACAUCCAGGACAGCCACCACCGCCUCACGCUGCACACGGCUCAGUCUCUGGGCGUCUCCAGUCUGGAGAGUGGUCAGCUUGAAGUGAUUAUGGACCGGCGACUGAUGCAGGAUGAUAAUCGGGGACUGGGUCAGGGUCUCAAAGACAACAAGAAGACGGCGAAUCGUUUCCGCCUGCUGCUGGAGAGGAGAUCCAUGGGUAACAUGAUGAUUGACAGCGGGACAACUAGCUUCCCAUCCAUGGUCAGUCACGUGACCAAUGCCCUGCUCAACCACGAGGUCCUGGCGCUGCCUGUUCUGCCCAAAAGACGCGGCGUGCCUCCUCUUCAAACGUUCGCACCGCUCAAGUCCGUCCUUCCCUGCGACAUCCACCUGCUCAACCUGCGCAGCAUCCAGACUCAGAAAGACCCCCAGUUUCCGUCUCCUCACACUGCCUUGAUCUUACACCGUCUGGCGAUGGACUGUGGUUUUGAGGGUCAAAACCUCGGCUUCAACUGCACCACAACGCGGGGACAGAUUAUUGUAUCAAAUCUUUUCAAGAAUCUUGACUUGCAGCUGCUCCAGCCCAUGUCCCUGACCCUGAUGCAUUCCAGCACGCCUUUGGCCAACGACUCCACCAUCAGCCUGGACCCUAUGGAGAUAUCUGCCUUCAAGCUCAAACUGCGUUAGGAGCCGCCCGGAUCGAAAACCGUAAACACACAUCAGACUAGUGAGACCAAGAACCAGGGUCUGGGUUUCCCUGUGUUGUUGAGCUGAACUCGGAGAAACAGGGUCCACUGUAACAGGCCUGAUUUAACUGCAGGGGGCAGACAACAGCUGCUGCUGCAGAAUCUAAGGGUACGCAGCAAAACUUAAGGUGAAUUUGAAACCGUUCCAUAUCUGGGGAAAGACUGCGAGCAUUUCUCAUCAGUUGAAGAUGUGUAUCAACAAUCAGAUAUGAAAUUGCUUUCUGUUCUGCUAUGUAAGGUCUUUUUUUUUUUUUUCUAUCUUUUCUCCUUCUGGACUGAACUACUGAAUGUAAAUAUCCCAAAUGACUGUGGAGGUGGCCUGGGACUGGUGCCACAUCAGAGUGCAAUUUUUAGAGCUUUAUUUGGUGUCUGGGCUUAUUAUUUUUAUUUUUUUUUUAAUUUUCAAAUCUGGGAGAAAAUUGAUCAUCAGCAUAUCAUUUUUGUACCAAUCAGUCUAAUGUUGUAGUUUUUUCGCAGCAAUCAGAAUGUGUGGUCUUGUUCCAAGGCCUGAGCUGCAAAUCCUUACGCUGCGAGUCCCAUGAGUGCCCACCGUUCUCAUUAAUCACAAAGGACGACUCCUCCCCUGCCGUCCUCACAUCGUGCUUGUAGAUGGUCCGCAGAUUUCCCUCUUGUCCUUCACAGUUGAGAAAAAUGUGCAGGGUCCCACAUUGUGUCGAUCAUUCUCGAGCUUGUAGCAAACCAUAUGCAGUAGAUUAAGCAAAAGACUAUACCUCAUGUAUACUAAACAGCAGAUACAUUAUGUAUGUCUGAAGGUUGGUGAUGGUUGAUCAUUUUUGGGGUGGGAGUAUACUCUAUCAGGGACCAGUCAGUACUUUUGGGUGUCAUUAAUUAUUAUGAAUAAAUAUGCAUCAGAGGGCUAUAUUGCAAGAAUGAAGUUUGCAUCCCUUCAUUCCAGAAAUGAAGGAGCUAGUCUUUGAAAAUGAUGAAAACAGAAGAAGUACCUGCAUCUGGUGGUACAGGAUUAUAUAGUACAACUGGAACAACCCUUCAUGCUGUAGGGACUAAAUGUCUAAAAUCAGGUACUGCUUUGUUUGAAUAAAUAUUAUUAGCUCUCCUAAAAAUAUUUAUUUGAAGGCAAAUCACAAUUUUCAAAGCAAAAACCAUCUAUAUUUGAGAUGGAUAGUUUUAUUUUUGAUUAACGCAUUGGAAUAGACCAAAAUCUAAUCUUACCCUGAAUGUGUAAUUUUCUGCCAUAUAAGUCACAGCUCAUAUGCCCCAGAUGUGACCAGAAAACAGUUUCUACACUUCUUAAUGUAAAAUGUACAUUUCAUUAUUUCAUUGUUUUGUUAUUUCUAUAAACAAACUGGAUUUCUUGACUCAGAAGAUCACAAUGUGUCAGUAUGUCGUAAGGAUAUUGAACACAGUAAAAGUCUGUAUGAAAAUGUUGUUCUCCUUAUGUUUAAUACCACUUUUUCAAAACAA